Molecule: messenger RNA, 558 nt
Organism: Pieris rapae (cabbage white)
Lineage: Eukaryota; Metazoa; Arthropoda; Insecta; Lepidoptera; Pieridae
Product: glyceraldehyde-3-phosphate dehydrogenase
Exons: 5
Coding region: 20-460 (146 amino acids)
Molecular function (GO): oxidoreductase activity, acting on the aldehyde or oxo group of donors, NAD or NADP as acceptor; NAD binding
Source: RefSeq, a predicted model, not a curated record
UAGCCUGUGUAAAUUUGUUAUGGUGAUAAAAGUCGGCAUAAAUGGAUUUGGUCGAAUUGGAAGAGUUAUAUUCAGAAAAUGUCUUCAAAUACCUGAUAUUAAAGUUACUGCAAUCAACGACCCGGCCAUUGAUAUCGAAUAUAUUUGUUAUUUAAUUAAAUUUGAUUCUACGCAUGGCAAACUAGGAGCAAACAUAUCAUUUACUGAAACUGAGGUUAAUAUUGACGGAACGAAAAUUAAAAUACUUCACGAGAAAUUCCCUGUAAAUAUUCCUUGGGCAAGCGUCGAGGUUCAGUAUGUUAUUGAGGCUUCUGGAAUGUUCACAAGUGUGGAAAAAGCUUCGGGUCACUUAAGCACUGGAGUCAAGCGCGUCGUAGUGACUGCACCAAGUCUUGAUGUUCCUAUGCUCAUAGUAGGAGUAAACGAACACAUGAUUAGUAUCGCAUUGGCGGGACCAUAGAAGUAUUCAUCAAAAUAUAAUUCCCGCCGCCACCGGUGCAUGUAAAGCACUCCAUAAAAUAAUACCACAGAUUAAAGAUAAAUUGUCUGGUCUUGCUU